Messenger RNA from Tribolium castaneum (red flour beetle), 691 nucleotides. RefSeq lists its product as uncharacterized. The coding region runs from base 193 to 660 and encodes 155 amino acids. NCBI's taxonomy places the organism in Eukaryota, Metazoa, Arthropoda, Insecta, Coleoptera, Tenebrionidae. The record is from RefSeq and is a predicted model, not a curated record. The transcript has 3 exons.
CCCAAAAUUGUUAUUUCGUUUUUUUAAUACGUUUAUUUAAAAUGAAUAAAAUGAUGAUGUUUGGACGAAAAUAAAAAUGUUUGACACAAUUUUUGUCAAUCGGAACAAAAGCGUCGUAUCUCGGGGUCAGUCGAUAACCCUUUGUCCAUCCUAUUAAUUCUUCACUAAACCCAGUCCUAAGAUCUUCCGAGAAUGUAUAUCCGGGUGAUCGUUUUUUUGGCGUUUAUUUCUUUCAUCAAGUGUGCACCAGCAGUGGAUCCCAUUUCUGCACCAUCAGCUUAUACGACAAUAAAAACGCGAAAAGUGGCUCGGGGUUCGAUCGUACACCAAGUAUUAAAAAAGCCGCACAAUCUGCUCGUCGGGCGGUGCAAACCCACCGACAGUGUCCUCCACCAGGAGAAUAUCAUACUGUAUAAUGACGGAAAAAGUCACGUCGGUGCCGGAAUAAGAAUCAAUGUGGAAGGUGAGGUUUACAUCACUUGUGCCAAUAUCUACGACGAAGUGCCCAAUGGCGAAGGAGGGUACCCGUCGUAUGCGGGAGGCGGAGUCGGACACAACUACAUCGAAUUCAACGUGGAAACCGAAUACGGGAAAGGAUUCCAUUUCUUUGUGCAAAUCUUCGGCUACGAGUUGAAGAACAAAACCGAAAACGCUGUUUGAUUUUUUCCUGAAUAAAUUCUUGCGAAUUAAA